Funneliformis geosporum is the source of this 657-nucleotide messenger RNA. The record is from the annotation of a GenBank genome assembly. Lineage: Eukaryota; Fungi; Glomeromycota; Glomeromycetes; Glomerales; Glomeraceae.
AUGGAUAAUCUUAAGGUAGAAAAGAAAGAGGUUAAUACUCUCAGGACUAGAAACGCAAACCUCCACAAACAUUUCCAAGUGAGACGUGACGAGAAUAGAAGCCUUAGAAAAGACAUGGAGGAAAGCAUUUUUGAAGAAAACUUGAUUGAUUGCGCAGGUAACCUGGCAAGACUAAAUGAUAACACAGAAAAUUUCAUUGAUAUGAUGGAAGAAAUGCACUCCAUCACUAAGGAUCUUGUGAACGUUGUGGAUAAAUUAAUAAAUAAAUUGGAAAAUAAGAAUGCUCUGAGCGAAUACAGAGACUGGAUUUCGUAUUUUAAUAAAGAAAUAAAAGAAAAGUUACCACAAGUAGGGAGCCGAGCACAAACUGCCAUUUAUAAGAAAGUUUUAGGUGGAAAACAAGAUUACGCUGAUUCGGAUAAAGAAGCUAUUUUAAAGGUGGAAAAUCUUUUGAAGAGUGUUAACAUGUCAUUCUAUGACUAUGAACUGUUGAUAUUGAUGAAACUUCGAAGCAACCACGAAUUCCAUAGGGGUGAAUUACAAUCUCGAGCACAGGCAAAAAAAAAUCUUCAAGAAACGUUUCCUGAAGAAAUGAAAUUGUUUAAGGAACCUUUGCAGAAACUUUUCAAUGCUCUGGAUAUUUGGUGGAGCAUUUGA